AUGUCACUAAGAAUAUCGUUGAUGCAUCUGAUGAAUGGUGGCAAGAUAAAAUUAAGAUAUUUGAAUGUAGAACCCAAAUAUGCAAAAUUCCAAUUUGAGGGUAUUAGUCCUGAGAUGGAGGAGAAGUUAGAUAGGAUGUUUUUGAACGUCACAGCCACAGGUAAGCAUUCUUGGGCACCUUCAUCUGGUGUACUUCCAGUUGAAAGUGAUGAUGAUGUCGAUCCACUUGAAGUUAACGGUGGAUCGAAUGAGUCUAUGCCAAUUGAAACCACUCACACUACAAACAAUGUUCCGAAAAAAGAGAACUAA
This is a messenger RNA of Prunus armeniaca (apricot), 309 nucleotides long. NCBI's taxonomy places the organism in Eukaryota, Viridiplantae, Streptophyta, Magnoliopsida, Rosales, Rosaceae. The record is from the annotation of a GenBank genome assembly.